CUUAAAGGGGCCCAGGCGUGGGGCGCGGGAGGCGGCGCCGCUGGAUGCAGCGCGGGCUUGGCUGUCUGCAGCAGGUCACACUACUGAAGCCAUCUAGUAAAAAGAGCCCCGAGUAGGUCUUGUGGCAGUCUCUGAGACUGUCCUGAGCCAGGUCCAUGGCAGAGAAGGUGCUGGUAACAGGUGGGGCUGGCUACAUCGGCAGCCACACGGUGCUGGAGUUGCUGGAAGCGGGCUACUCACCUGUGGUCAUCGACAACUUCCACAAUGCCAUCCGCGGAAGAGGUGCCUUGCCCGAGAGCCUCCGUAGGAUUCAGGAGCUGACAGGCCGCUCUGUGGAGUUUGAGGAGAUGGACAUCUUGGAUCAGGCAGCCCUGCAUCAUCUCUUCCAGAAGCACAGCUUCAUGGCCGUCAUCCACUUUGCGGGGCUCAAGGCUGUGGGAGAGUCAGUGCAGAAGCCACUGGAUUAUUACCGAGUUAACCUGAUAGGGACCAUCCAGCUCCUGGAGAUCAUGAAGGCCCAUGGGGUGAAGAACCUGGUAUUUAGCAGCUCUGCCACCGUCUAUGGAAACCCCCAGUAUCUGCCCCUGGAUGAGGCUCACCCCACAGGAGGCUGCACCAACCCCUAUGGCAAAUCUAAGUUCUUCAUAGAGGAAAUGAUCCGAGAUCUGUGCCAGGCAGACCAGGCCUGGAAUGCAGUUCUGCUGAGGUAUUUCAACCCCAUUGGCGCCCAUGCUUCAGGCUGCAUUGGGGAGGACCCCCAAGGCAUCCCCAACAACCUCAUGCCCUAUGUAUCCCAGGUGGCAAUCGGACGACGGGAGGUGCUGAAUGUCUUUGGCAAUGACUAUAACACAGAGGAUGGCACAGGAGUCCGGGACUAUAUCCAUGUUGUAGAUCUGGCAAAGGGACACAUAGCAGCCUUGAAGAAACUGAAGGAGCAGUGUGGCUGCCGGAUCUACAACCUGGGUACAGGGACAGGCUAUUCCGUGCUUCAGAUGGUCCAGGCCAUGGAGAAGGCCUCCGGGAAGAAGAUACCAUACAAGGUGGUGGCACGGCGAGAAGGUGAUGUGGCUGCUUGUUACGCCAACCCCAGCCUGGCUCGAGAGGAGCUGGGCUGGACCGCAGCCUUAGGGCUGGAUAGGAUGUGUGAGGACCUGUGGCGAUGGCAGCAGCAGAAUCCUUCAGGUUUUGGUGCACAGGCCUGAGGCCUCACUCCGACCAGGGACCGAUCAGAAGAGAAAAACUGUUUGCUCUUCAGCCUCUGGCAAGAAAACUGGGACAACAGAGCCUCCCCUACCUCAAACCCUAGCAGGGUUUGCUGCAUCCAUCAAGCCUCAGGCCACUAGCUUCGUGGUCAGGAAUUAGAGGUCUCUCACUCUUCCAGUGUCAUCAAACCCACCCAUUGGGACUACCAAAACAAAGCAAGUCAGGAAGGCAGAGCCCUGGGAGGAAAGCCCCUCCUUGUGGGCACUAAUAUAUAUGGCUAUGACGGAGCUUUCUCCCAUAUUUAAGUAAAAAGGUUUU
Suncus etruscus (white-toothed pygmy shrew) is the source of this 1521-nucleotide messenger RNA. It is a transcript of the gene GALE, whose product is annotated as UDP-galactose-4-epimerase. Gene Ontology annotation, cellular component: cytosol. Gene Ontology annotation, biological process: beta-D-galactose catabolic process via UDP-galactose, Leloir pathway. NCBI's taxonomy places the organism in Eukaryota, Metazoa, Chordata, Mammalia, Eulipotyphla, Soricidae. The coding region runs from base 156 to 1202 and encodes 348 amino acids. Gene Ontology annotation, molecular function: UDP-glucose 4-epimerase activity. The record is from RefSeq and is a predicted model, not a curated record. The transcript is spliced from 11 exons.